Messenger RNA from Orycteropus afer afer, 696 nucleotides. NCBI's taxonomy places the organism in Eukaryota, Metazoa, Chordata, Mammalia, Tubulidentata, Orycteropodidae. The record is from RefSeq and is a predicted model, not a curated record.
UAGACCCAGAGCUGCGCUUCGCCCCACAUCUUCAGGACAAUCCGCUUGCCUUCCUGUUCUUCCUCUCGCUAUGUCCACGUCCACAAGCUGCCCGAUUCCCGGGGGCCGAGACCGGUUGCCAGACUGCUACAGCACCACGCCAGGGGGCACGCUAUACUCCACUACACCGGGAGGCACCAGGAUCACCUACGACCGAAAGUUCCUGCUGGAGUGCAAGAACUCACCCAUUGCCCGGACACCUCCCUGCUGCCUCCCUCAGAUUCCCGGGGUCACAACUCCAACAGCACCACGCUCCAAGCUGGAGGAGCUAAAGGAGCAGAAGGAGACAGAGGAAGAGAUACCCGAUGAUGCACAGUUUGAAAUGGACAUCUGAUCCAGUACAGAUGACCUGGUGUGUGGAAUUAUAGAGGGAUCCCUCACGCCGCUGCUGCCACCACUUCUUCCUGGGGUAUCCAAAGGCCAGCUGGCCUCAUCUAAUCUGGAAGGGAGUGGCCUGUUGGUUCUGGGCCUCCCUUAUUUUUGAGGCAGCUAGAUCAGAGAUAGGAGUGAGUACCUUGUCAAGCCCCUAUCUCUACUUCCUCUUUGGUCUGUAGGGCCCCACCCCACCCCACCCCCUCCAGCCUUCCUUGCUCAGGAGCUAGGAUUUGGGGAUGGAGUAUGUCACCUUCCGGCUGCUUAGUAAACAUUCAAAGAAAU